UGUGUGUGUGUGUAUAAGUGCAAGCCGAUAAGUAGGCAACAGAGUUGUUCUUUAUUAACUUGACGCUAAUUCACAUUAAAAUAAACAUUUUUAAUUGCACGCAACAUUAGUAGCUUAUGCAAAAAAAGUGAAAUACAGUGAAUGCACAACUGAAUGACUAUCCAGUAAUCAAAAAUCGUUAAAAUAUAGAUGCCUAACUUGUACAUAUGUAUGUAUGAGUCAAGGCUUCUAUAUAAUACAAAAUUCAGUUUCAUUUGUAGCACUUUGUGAUAUUCUAUUAAGUAAAUCCAUUACUCUGGCUACAUUAGUGCACCUUAUCAGCAUGUUUGAUUGAAACCCUUUCACAUAAAUCUGCGUAGGUGUUGAGGUGCUUGCUCGUGUUUGUUUGAUUGAUUUAUUAUGCACGGGGCGCUUUCACUCUUCUAGCUGUCAGUGGGUGGGUAUCCUGGCGGAAGGAAUGUUUGUUGUCUUUAUUAUUUGUAAUUACGCUGAUUGAUUGUUAUGUCUGCAUGAUACGUUUACGUUCCGUUCAGUUAUUUCACGUUCGACUUCAGUUGUCUGUGUAUGCGAAGUUACUUUUGUUUAGCACUUUCUCUCUCUCUAUCUCUCUCCCUAUUUCUCUCACUGUCAAGUAAGAAGGAAAUUGAUACAAACUGCAAUUAAGAUGGCGGCCAGUGAUAAUUUUACUUAGUGCACAAAAGUAUGCAACGCGAAUGUCGAUCGAGCCGUUAGUCACCUGAGCCAUACAACACCGCACCGUAAGCAGUGAAGCAAUCAGUUCUUUUGGCACUGAGCAGCAAGCGUAUUUCAAUUAGCACCUGCACAAAAACAUUUGCCGACUUCCCACUUGCAACAAGCAUAUUCCUCUCACCCUACAACGAUUUAAAUAAAUAAAUAAACAAAGAACCCAAUACAAAAAACAUAAACUACAAGAACACUUUUACCGUUUAACGCAACAUCGACUAUGGCGAACACAGCGCAAUUGCUACGCCGUCAGAGCUCGCGCGACAUUGUGCUCAAGACCCAGAGGAGCAUCGAUCAAUUGGAACUGCGAGAGUUGCGUGGCCGUCUGGUGCCCAAGGAGCAUGGCGUCAGUCAUCAUCAUCACACAUCGCUGCAUCACCAUCAUCAGCCCAUGUACGGCGCAACGAAUCAGGGCUUCAUGUCCGAUGCCUUCGAUGAGUCAUCCGAAUUGGAGCAAGAGCCACCUUUCGGCUCGGAUGCGAGCACUAGCCGAAUUAAGGCCGAACUCUCCGCUAACGUGGAUCAACAGCAGCAACCGCAGCAGCAGCAGGACAUCGUUGAGGGCGAAAAGGAGGGCGAGGAGCGCGAGAGCUGGGAUAGCAAAAUCAUGUUCCUGCUAGCCACCAUUGGCUACGCAGUUGGCCUGGGCAACGUGUGGCGGUUUCCGUAUCUGGCGCAGAAGAAUGGCGGAGGCGCCUUCCUGGUGCCCUAUUUCAUAAUGCUGUGCAUACAGGGUAUACCGAUUUUCUAUUUGGAGCUGGCCAUUGGCCAACGACUGCGCAAGGGAGCGAUCGGUGUGUGGAGCCAGGUGUCGCCUUACCUGGGCGGCAUUGGCAUCUCGUCGGCUGUGGUCAGCUUCAUUGUAGCGCUCUACUACAAUACGAUAAUUGCCUGGUGCUUGAUCUAUUUGCUACACAGCUUCGAGUCGCCAUUGCCGUGGGCCGACUGUCCGACUCGGCUCUAUAAGAACUAUACAUACGACCAUGAGCCAGAGUGCGUGGCCUCGUCGCCGACCCAGUUCUAUUGGUAUCGCACCACUCUGCAGUGCUCGGAGAGCGUGGACAUGCCGGAGAGCUUUAAUUAUCACAUGGCCAUUGCGUUGAUAGUGUCCUGGUUUUUGGUCUACAUCUGCAUGGUGCAGGGCAUCACGUCGUCAGGCAAAAUCGUUUACAUGACGGCCAUCUUUCCGUAUGUUGUGCUCAUUAUCUUCUUCUUCCGGGGCAUCACACUCAAAGGUGCCGCCGACGGCGUGGCUCAUCUAUUCACGCCCCGCUGGGAGACGCUGCUCGACCCGGUCGUGUGGCUAGAGGCUGGCACCCAAAUCUUCUUCUCACUGGGACUCGCCUUUGGCGGCCUGAUCGCCUUCAGCUCCUACAAUCCGGCUAACAACAAUUGCUACAGGGAUGCUAUUCUGGUGUCGAUGACCAACUGCGGCACCUCCAUGUUUGCGGGCGUUGUUGUCUUUGCGGUGAUUGGCUUCAAGGCAACGGCCACCUUCGAUCGCUGCACAGAGGAACGAGCUGGCCUGGUGGCCCUGAAUCGUACGCACAACUUACCCGUUUGCGAUCUACAACAGGAGUUGGCCAAUAGCGCAUCUGGAACAGGGCUGGCUUUUAUCAUCUUUACUGAGGCGAUCAAUCAGUUUCCUGGCGCCCAGCUCUGGGCUGUGCUCUUCUUUCUAAUGCUCUUCACCUUGGGAAUAGAUUCGCAGUUUGGCACGUUGGAGGGCGUGGUCACGUCGCUGGUGGACAUGAAACUCUUUCCCAAUCUGCCCAAGGAAUAUAUCGUGGGCGCGCUGUGCCUCUCCUGCUGUCUGAUCUCCAUGUGCUUUGCCAACGGCGCUGGCAGUUACAUCUUUCAGCUAAUGGACAGCUUUGCUGGCAAUUUCCCACUGCUGAUCAUUGCGCUGUUCGAGUGCCUCUCGAUCAGCUAUAUUUAUGGUGUCAGGCGCUUCUCCGAUGACAUUGAGAUGAUGACUGGCUCUAGGCCGGGUUUCUACUGGAUGUUCUGCUGGAAGUAUUUGUCGCCCUGUGCCAUGGUCACCAUCCUACUGGCCUCCUUCUACCAGCUGGUGACCGAGGGCAGCAGCUAUCCGGCCUGGAUCGCGGCCACGGGUGCCACUGAGAAAAUGGAAUGGCCGCACUGGUGCAUUGUCAUCGCUUUCAUACUGAUCCUUUCAUCCAUACUGUGGAUCCCACUCGUCGCCAUAUUACGUCUAUGUGGCAUUAAGGUAGUUGAGGACUCGGAUCCCGCCUGGUUUCCUGAAGCAGAGCUCAGGGAAGUACAUGGCAUUGUGCCGCAUGAGCCUACCGAGCUGGAGCGCAGUGUCUUCUGCUUCAACAUGGAUGGAACGGAAGGCAUGUGCUGUCCCAAGUAUGGGUUACCAGAAAAGUCGCUCGAGGAGGAGGAGGAGUAGGUAUGGCUAAGUCAUCUGCAAAUCUCGACAAUAACAACAAAAUAAGGAAAACAGAAACAAAUAAAGCAGUUAACUGUAAAUAUAAAUGAGCUAUACAAAAAAAAAAAAAAAAAAAAAGUCCGAUGGAGGCAGUGUCGGUAGCUCCCAAGUAUGUAUCUAUAUGUUCCCAAAGACUGUCCCAAGCCAAAAACGACUGUAGAAGUAGCAACGCACCGCAAGAAAUACAGGAACCCUAAGAAAACACAGAAAACAACAAAAAAAAAGGUGAACUUAGCGCCUUCUGCGCGGUUUCAGCAACUGCAAGAAAUAAGAAAAUGAUGAAAUACGAGUAUGAACCGAAAAAGAAUUCUUUAAUAAUAAUCAUAUUAAUUGAAAAAGAAAACACAUAAAUAUCUAGAAAAUGUUUUGACAUAAUUCCAUUUAGUAUGUUCAACUAAAUAUCUAUGUGUAUAAAGCAGUUGGCAUAGCAAACAAUAUGGAUUCAGAUACUAGGAUAUAACUAUAUUUACCCUGUAGCUAGAAUUUCGAUAUAUGAACAUACUUGUAUAUCGAGAAGUGUAAGAGCUAUCAAAAUUUAUCAAAAUAGCUUGGUGUGCGAUGGGCAUAAGGAUAGCAAGGACAUUUCCUAAUUGGUAAUAUAUCCUGGGUUUUUCGAGUGUCAUAAUAUUAUAAUAUAUACUUAUCUAAAAGGACAAGCUAGUGUGUAAAAUCUGGCUACAGGUAUCUACACGUCGUGCAUUGUCGACAAUUGCACCUAUUUGUUUUCUUUCUGCCUCAAUAGAGCUAAAAGUGGGACAUACCUAUACAAUGGUCGAGCUUUGUUUUUGGCAUUGCAUUCAGACAGACACAUGUAUAUGACAGACAUAUAUGUCAAAGCAUUUCUGAUUUCCAUUUUUGAAGUUGAUUCUUUAAUUUUGUUGACUUAAAAGAAAAGAGGCAAAAGGAAAUGAAAGGCAAAGUGAAAUUGAUGCCAAGUUAAUAAAAAAAAGAAAAACGUUUGCUGACUAUAUCUAAAAUAUAUAUAUAUAUAUAUUUAUAUAAAUGUUAUAUAUUAUAUAUAUAUUUAUAUAAAUGUUAAAUUAUAAUGUGUCUAAAGCAUUUAAGGAUGUUUAAAGCUAAAAAAAUCUAACGGUUUGUGAGAAUUCUUUAAGUUGGUGUUUUACCUACCUUAUGCAACAUAUAGUAUGUUAUAUUGUAUGUAUACGUAUAUAUUCACUGACUAAGCAACCUUACCAUAUCUCUUUUAGUUAUACGCGAUCUAUAUAUAUAUGCAUAUAUCUAAAUACCGAAUAAUAUAAUACGAUAUGGGGCAAAUAACGCUAACAAUUGUUUUACAAACAAACCGAUUUGCCUAUAUACAUACAUAUAUACUUUAAUAUAUGAUUCGCUGUUGUGAUUCGCUCAGCUUUUUGUGUUGUUGCUGAUGAUGAAAUGAAAUUUAAACCCAAUGACUUGAGCCCUAUUCUAUUAUUGUUUUAUGAGUACUCAAUUUCGCUUCUCUGUUUUCCUAGUAAACGAUACGAACGAAUUCUUAGCUCUUAAGUCGUCAGAUAAAUAAUACGAACAUAUCUAUUGUUAAAGCAUAUAUGCAUCUAUUUCUUUAUUCAUAUUACGUAAUCUAAAUGUUAUUUAAUGGAGGAGAUUGGGGCCUACGAUUUAGCGAUCAAUAGCCAAUAUAUACAAUAUAUUCAAUGUAUUUAAUAUAGUUAGCACUAAACGUGAUAAGAGACAACUGCAUAUGUAUGUUAGAUGUCGGGUACUAACUCAUAUAGCAUAUAUCUACUCGAUCCAUGCCUAACCAUAACAAACAAAACCGUUCAUCUAGAGUACCGCAAAGUUCUAUAAUUAUACAAAUAUUAAUGAAGGUUUAUCUAUAAUAAAAGAUAUCGCAUGACUAUAAAAGAGAAGUUCCGCAUAUAUGAACUAUAUAUGUAUAUGUAUAAUAUAUUUCCAUGAUAAUAAAACAAUAUGUACCUAUGUAAGUAUAUACACAUAUAUACAAAUGAACGUUUUUGUGUGUGUUAAUUUACUUGAAAUAGAUCUACAAUAUUGAUAUUUACAUAAGUCCGCACAUCUAUUUAUAGUUGAGAUUAUAUAUAUAUAAAAUAUAUAUAUACAAAAACUAUCGAUGUUGACAAUAAUUAUUAAAGACGUUUUAAGGCCAUAUACAACUAUACCAAUGCCAAUACUUAGACAUCCCAACCGACCCAAAAUACAAAUCUAACCCACAAUUUUCCUAAAAUAGAAAAAGAAAUCGAAGAGAAAUUAUGAUAAGUAUUUAUUGAAUGUGUUAAUUGAUAAUAAUAUUAAUAUUAUUGUUUAUUAUUAAUUAUUAUAAAUAUUGUAUUUUGUUCUAUUGUAAAGAUAAAAAUCUAAAGUAUAAUAUGGAAUAUGAUAUGACAAUGUAUGUUAUAGCUAUGGAAGAACACUUGAAUAACAGUAACAAUAACAAUAACAAUAAUUUACAUAAAGACAAUAAAGCAAUUAUGUAAAAAGCUAA
Drosophila mojavensis is the source of this 5660-nucleotide messenger RNA. RefSeq names its product sodium-dependent neutral amino acid transporter B(0)AT3. NCBI's taxonomy places the organism in Eukaryota, Metazoa, Arthropoda, Insecta, Diptera, Drosophilidae. The transcript has 6 exons. The record is from RefSeq and is a predicted model, not a curated record. Gene Ontology annotation, cellular component: membrane. Gene Ontology annotation, biological process: sodium ion transmembrane transport. The coding region runs from base 965 to 3160 and encodes 731 amino acids.